UAUAGACAUUUGUAUACAAUAACAAAACAAUUUAAAGGACAGAAAGGGAGGAAAAGCUGAGUCACAUUUCCAAGACAGCUGAAAACUAGUUUUGUGUGUGUGUGUGUGUGUGUGUGUGUGUGUGUGUGUGUGUGUGUGUGUGUGUGUGUGUGUGUGUGUGUGUGUGUGUGAGUGUGAUGCUUGUGCAUGCAGUUACGUCCUGGAGGAUGAUGCCAACACAAUAGCAUUGACAUUGAAUUCUUGGGCUUUUUAUUGAAGGAAAGCGUUUACACGAUACAGCCUUUAAGGACACUGAGGACAACACAUUGCCCUGCUUAUACCUGAAGGACAUCUGACUUGUGACUAUCCACCUGAUCUAGACUGAACUUUUUAGGUGUGCGACACAUUCGUGCAUUGUGCAAAGGCAUAUUUUACCACUUUUUCAAGAGGUUUCAUGACUUUAUGAAGUUCUCACCUGUAUGGAAGGAAAUUAAAACAGAGAGAGUUAUAGACUGCUUAUCUGCAUUUUCUUCAGCAACCUCAGGGACAGAAACGAUGGACAAAAGUCCAGGUGGAAGAGUUAUCCUCUAUGCAGGGUCAACAGGAAGUGCGAGCCCCAGUCCAGGAAGCCCCUCCAGUGGGUACCAGACUCAGUCUCCAUCCUCUCCGCCUUCAUCCCCGGAAGAGUUCUCCUUCACUGAGCUCAGCACUCUCAAAAAGCAUCCAGCUGGAAGAAAUGCCAAUUCAGCAGGGGUCAAUAAACUGGUUUUUCAAUUUCCAGAAGUGAGCAGAGUUUCUGCUGUCAACCCUGUUACCCCAACCGUAACAUUAUCAGGGCAGAACUCAUACACUCACCCGCUGGUUGGCAGGAGACCUAGUGGAUUCACAGAAACAGGAGGCAUGGUUUUGCUCUGCAAAGUAUGUGGGGAUAUUGCAUCAGGAUUUCACUAUGGUGUCCAUGCAUGCGAGGGAUGCAAGGGUUUCUUUCGUCGCAGUAUCCAGCAGAACAUCCAUUAUAAGAUGUGCGUGAAGAAUGAAAACUGUCUGAUCACGAGGAUGAACCGCAAUCGAUGUCAGCACUGUCGCUUUAAGAAUUGUCUCUCUGUCGGCAUGUCCAGAGAUGCUGUGCGAUUUGGGCGUAUUCCAAAGCGUGAGAAACAACGACUAUUGGACGAAAUGCAGAGUUACAUGAACAGUCUUAAUGAAUCAGCGUCCAUAGACAUUAACUCUAAUACACCCACCGACACCCCUACCAGCCCUGGAGAUGGCCAAUCAGAGGAGGCCAUCAGUGCUAUCUCGCAAACUUAUCGCAAUAUCUUUGUGAAUGGGAAGAAGUUAUUGAAGAUUAGCAAAAAAAACAACAUCAACAGUCCUUCAUCCUUUCAUCAAAAUCCAAUCCCAGAGUCUGGCUACACCGAGUGUCACACUCAGUCCAGCGUUUCACAGCAAGAACAUCCCAUUCAUUCCACAAAAGGCUGUCUCGCCCAAUCCAGAUGCCCAGUCGCCAACCAUGACAACAAAGCAAUAACCCAAGCUAUGGAUAACGGUCAAUAUAAUUUCCCACAAUCCUUCAAUCCAAGCCAGGGAAACCCCCCUUCUCAAAGCUGUCCAUCUAAUUACAGCAAUUAUUCUAUUCAGACGUCUUGUCCUUGGAGACUGAGUCCUGGGACGAAAGUUCUGGCAUGUCCUCUCAACGCGUGUCCCAUUUCUCCAGCCAAUUGCUCUAAUCAGCAGGUUUGGGAGGCUUUCUCCCAGUGCUUCACUCCAGCUGUUAAAGAAGUGGUUGAGUUUGCCAAGAGCAUUCCAGGGUUUCAAGGCCUGAGUCAACAUGAUCAGGUCAUGCUGCUGAAAGCAGGAACCUUCCAGGUUCUGAUGGUGAGGUUCUGCUCACUGUUUGAUGCCAAGGAACAUAAAUUAACAUUCUUGAAUGGUCAGACAUAUCUGCUGGCAUCUCUGCGAGUUCUUGGCAUGAGUGGUCUAUUGGAUGCCAUGUUUGAGUUCAGUGAGAAGUUGGGGAACAUGGGUAUGGAGGCCGAUGAGAUGGCACUUUUCAUGGCUGUGGUGCUGGUUUCUGCAGAUCAUUCAGGUAUAUCAGAUGUGGGAGCCGUAGAGCAGCUUCAGGAGGAUUUGAUUGGUUCCCUUCGGUCUCUCCUCACUCGCCGAAGACCAGAGGACAGCUCACUGUUCCCCAAACUCCUGCUGCAUCUACCUGACCUCCGCACCCUCAAUAACCAGCACUCAGAGAAACUCCUUGCCUUCCAUAUCGGCCCCUGAGAAGAGAAAGAGACAAAUACCAGAUCUUCAGUCUACAGCUUGAUAAUAAAGGGCCGUUAAAUGGUUCAGGGUGCUCUUUCAGUAAAAAUAAGCCAUGUGUAAUUCAGGAUAAAUGUCUGAAUUGCAACUAGCACUGACUCAGGUUUGAUCCAUCACAAGAAAAAAAUGUCAAUCUAAAAUAUGAAGUACAGAAAUCUUUGAAUAAAGGAGCUGAUAUUGAACAACUUUUUUUUUUUUCAGAAGACAAUUGAAGAAAUAACAAGGUGAUGGCUGUUUUUAUUUCCAGAAUUGAUCUAGGAUCACAAUGUAAGAUCAGUCUCAGUAUGCGCUUCGGGACAUUAUAAAGACUUUUCUCUCCAGAUGCUAUGCAUUUAUCUUCAUAUCUUUCAACACAUUGUUAAACCUUUAAAAAACAAAAUCUCAUUUUACAUCAUAAGCUAUUUAAGUUCAAAGAAACAAUGCAUAUCUCUUUUAUGGAGCUUAAUGUAUGUAUAUAUAUCUCUCUCAUGUAACUGGCAGUGAAAACUCUAACCCUAUUGUAAAAAAACAAACAGAAAUGUUUUAUAGUGGGAAUGUCUGAUAGUUUCUAUAAUUGUACAAUAUUGCAUUUUUCUUGUGUGGUAUUACCUUGACAGUCAUUUUGUUACAAGGAUACAUUGCGUAAUGAGAUAUAGAGACUUAAUUUCUUGUAUUUGAAGUGGUAAUGUUAUUUAUAUUGGAUCUGCAUGGAUAUGGUUCUCUUACCAUUUGCAAUUCUGAAUUUAGGAUUGGCAAGGUGGAAUAGUAGAAAAGUGGACUCUAAAAUGUUUGCCAAUUCUGCACUAAUUCUACAGUAAUUCUAUUGUUUGGCAUUCAUCUAAAUGUACAGUAUAUUUGGUAAAUGUAUUAUGUUUAUUGUUACGUUUUCC
This is a messenger RNA of Xyrauchen texanus (razorback sucker), 3161 nucleotides long. RefSeq names its product nuclear receptor subfamily 1, group D, member 4b (gene nr1d4b). The record is from RefSeq and is a predicted model, not a curated record. The coding region runs from base 442 to 2253 and encodes 603 amino acids. Gene Ontology annotation, biological process: positive regulation of transcription by RNA polymerase II; cell differentiation; hormone-mediated signaling pathway. Gene Ontology annotation, molecular function: nuclear receptor activity; zinc ion binding; RNA polymerase II cis-regulatory region sequence-specific DNA binding. Lineage: Eukaryota; Metazoa; Chordata; Actinopteri; Cypriniformes; Catostomidae. The transcript has 8 exons.